AUGUCUAAAGAUUUUUUAAAUUCUGGAUUGCAUCGAGUUUUGCAGGUUAGAUAUGGCAGGCACUAUGGCAAUAAUGACCAAACAGCAUCUGCUGACCUACAUCUACCUUCUAGUUUACAUUUCACUUUCAUCAGGGGUUAUUCUGUACAACAAGGCAAGGCACAGAUACGCAACAAAUUCAUUCGUUCAUGUCUUGUGAUUGACCUUGUAUUAUAUUAUAUUUUUCUCAAUCUCUUUCUUCUGGUGGGCAUUGGUUUAUUGCAGUGGCUCCUCUCUACAUUAUAUUUUAAUUUUCCAUUUCCAAUAACACUCACUAUGAUCCAUAUGGCUUUUUCUGGUGGUGUGGCCUUUUUGCUUGUCCGUGUUUUGAAGGUUGUGUCACCAAUUAAAAUGACCUUCUAUAUAUAUGCAACUUGUGUGGUCCCAAUAAGUGCCUUCUUUGCAGCCAGUCUGUGGUUUGGUAAUACUGCUUAUUUGUACAUUUCUGUGGCCUUCAUCCAGAUGCUUAAAGCCCUGAUGCCAGUGGCAACAUUUCUUGUGGCUGUAACUUGUGGAACUGAGAAAUUACGGUGUGAUGUAUUCUGGAACAUGGUGCUGGUCAGUGUUGGAGUUGUCAUUUCCUCUUAUGGUGAAAUUCAAUUUAAUGUGCUCGGUACAGUUUAUCAGGUUACAGGAAUAAUUGCCGAAGCUUUGAGGCUGGUAUUAACUCAAGUUCUUCUUCAAAAAAAGGGCUUGACACUAAACCCUAUUACCAGCUUGUAUUACAUAGCACCCUGCAGCUUUGUAUUUCUUUUUAUCCCAUGGUACAUCCUCGAGAAGCCUGAGAUGGAAGAUCCACAUAUGCAGUUUAACUUCUGGAUAUUUUUCUCAAAUGCUGUUUGUGCUUUCGCAUUGAAUCUUUCCACAUUCCUAGUGAUUGGUAGAACUGGGGCAGUAACUAUUCGGGUGGCUGGUGUUUUGAAAGACUGGUUACUUAUCACUCUUUCAACUGUCUUAUUUCCUGAAUCAAUGAUUACCGGUCUUAAUAUUAUCGGCUACGCUAUUGCUUUAAUUGGUGUCGUUAUUUACAACUACAUUAAGGUCCGAGAUGUUGGCGCAUCUCAACAUCAAACUAUCCAAGAUGAAUCAGCAAAGGAGCUGCAGACACAGAAAAAUGCAGAUGAUGACAUAGACAACAGAGAGGAGUCUCUAUGGAAUGAUUCAGUUUCUGAUACUCAUUUAGAUGAAGAAGCACCUUUAAUGGCUUCGGCACGGAUGUCUCAUCUUGGAUUUGGACGAAAACCAGCUUAG
Messenger RNA from Sphenostylis stenocarpa, 1290 nucleotides. The record is from the annotation of a GenBank genome assembly. Lineage: Eukaryota; Viridiplantae; Streptophyta; Magnoliopsida; Fabales; Fabaceae.